AUUACGGCACGGUUCCUCGAACAUAAGGAAAUCGAGGUUGUUAUCAUUGCUGCCGUCUUUGUAGAAAUCCAGCAAGUACGAUUCUCUCUCCACUUUCUCCUCCUCGGCUUCCUCCGCCAUGUGAAUACCAGAAGGUGCUGGAUACGGUUCGCUCGCCGCUUCCAUCCAGAAGUUGAAUAAACUCUCUUCAUCCAUAAUUGCUGGAUUCAAGGCGGUGGAAGAAGCAUAAUCUGCUUCGAUCGGGACUUCAUGACGUUUCCGCUCCAUGAAUUCCGCUGAGAAAUCAUUUUUGUUGUGAAGAAGAUGAUGAUCGCCUUCUUCAUCAGUCAGCCGUUGUGCUUUCCCUGCUCGGCGGCGUUCAUCAGUGUCACCGUCCAUCGGCUGUGCACCGGACUGAGCUUCUCCUAUUUCUCUGAGCUGAUCUGCGUAGUUGCUCAUGUCAAAAUUGGCGUAAAGCGCAGCCCCUACUCUUAAAGUGUGCACAAGGUAAAAACUCGGGUUGAAUGCAAUGGCUUGCAAAACACAUCAACCAGAUAAACCAUACUAGGCAGGCAUGUGAGAGGCUCGACCCGAAGGUGUUGACAAUGGUUGAACUCAUGACUUCUCAGUCACUAGCUCGCCUACUUCACCAACUUGGCCACCUUUACAGCAGGCGAUCAUCAUCUUCUUCACAACAACAACGAUUUCUCAGCGGAAUUUAUGGAGCUAAAACAUCAUAAAGUCCCAAUCGAAGCGGAUUAUGCCUCUUCGACCGCCUUCAAUCCAACAAUUAUAGAUAAAGAGAGCUUUUUCAACUUCUGGAUGGAUGCGGCGGGCGAAUUGUAUCCGGCACUUUCUGAUAUUCAUAUGGUGGAGGAAGUGGAGGAGGAGAAAGUUGAGAGAGAAUCGUACUUGCUCGAUUUCUACAAAGACGGAAGCAAUGAUAACAGCCUAGAUUUCCUUAUGUUCGAGGAACCGUGCCGUAAUCCAGGGGAGUUCGGAUUUGGUGGUGAUAAGGAAGGUCAUGGUGGAGAUGGGCUAGAAGGCUUCACAAAUGCUUUACCAUCUCCGAUGAAAGCGGCGGCGGCGCCUGCAGGUACGACAGUUGGAGACGGAGACGAAACUGCAUGUUUUGAUGCUGCUUCGGAGUUUUUUGACGUUCCUGCAGGCUUUGAUGCUCCGUCGGAGUAUUUUUGAAGUUCCUGGUUUUUAUUUUGAUGCUGCUUCAGAGUUUUGAAGUCGUUAACCUGUGUGGUUUGACUGCGUAAUUUAAACCAUCAUUUUAUUUUAUUUAUUUACUUGAAUUAUUUAUUUAGGGGUUGUAUGAUUGUAUCAGGUGGGGAGUAUGUAAUAUUGACAUAUAUACAUACAUGUAUAUGGGAGCACUGAGGUAAGACAUGAAUGAAAUAUGCAUUGUGGUUGUUGAGUAUGUAAAAGAAGUGAAAUGUUUUUUUUUGCAAAAAUGUGGCAUGUAUAAUCAGAUGUAAUGCUAAGACAUGUUUAGA
Molecule: messenger RNA, 1484 nt
Organism: Cuscuta epithymum
Lineage: Eukaryota; Viridiplantae; Streptophyta; Magnoliopsida; Solanales; Convolvulaceae
Source: the annotation of a GenBank genome assembly